CUGGAGACCCUCAUAUCGAUAUUUCCGACUUAUCCGCUUCGCUUACCUACUAAGAAAUUGGUUUCCUGUCUGGACUCUGGACUCGAUUGCUGGAGUCACUUCAACAGACCUGCAGUCACUGUUCAGGGCGCGUGGGGUAGCGCCACAGAGCAGCUCGAAAGACAAUUUGGAAGCAGGAGAAGGAGCACCGUGACAGAGGACGCAGGAAGGUGUGAGCAAGCCAGUUCGGAUUGUUUAUUGGUAUUAUGGAAGUAGCAUUUGGCCUCUGUCGGAACUGCAUAGGAUCAGCUGUGCGUGUGUAGAGCAAAGAAACCCCUCACGGCGCAAAAAAGGGCGGGCAAGAUGGAGAAACCGUGUCAUUUGCUGGUGCAUUUUGACAAGGGCACCCCCGCCUUGGCCAAUGAGAUCAAGUCGGAUUUGGAGGGGAGCGAUGUCGUCAGGAAGCAGGAUGCAAUGAAGAAAGCAAUUAUGCUCCUGCUGAAUGGGGAGCAGCUCCCGACACUGUUUAUCACCAUAGUGCGCUACGUGCUCCCUUCAGAGGAUCACACAGUGCAGAAGCUCCUUCUGCUGUACCUGGAGAUAAUUGACAAGACGGAUGCGGCGGGGAAGGUCCUCCCAGAGAUGAUUCUCAUUUGCCAGAAUCUGCGCAACAAUCUGCAGCACCCGAACGAGUAUCUGCGGGGGGUCACGCUGAGGUUCCUGUGCAGAAUCCAGGAGAGGGAGCUGCUUGAGCCGCUGAUCCCGUCUAUCCAGGCCAACUUGGAGCAUCGGCACUCCUUUGUGCGCAAGAACGCCGUGCUCGCAGUCAACGCCAUCUACAAGCUUCCUCAUGCGGAGGACUUCCUGCAAGAUGCGCCAGAGUUGAUUGAGCGCUUCUUAGGCAAUGAGCAGGACGCCUCGGCGCGGCGCAAUGCGUUCCUUAUGCUCUACCACAGCUCGCAGGAGCGGGCCGUCCACUUCCUCCUCUCCAAUCUGGACAACGUCCCCAACUGGCCCGACAUCAUGCAGAUGGUCGUGCUGGAGCUCAUCCGCAAGGUUUGCCGCACAAACCCUGGCGAGAAGGGCAAGUACAUCAAGAUCAUCCUCACUCUCCUGGGGACCACAUCCACUGCUGUGGUCUACGAGUGCGCUGGUACUCUGGUUGCGCUCUCAUCCGCCCCCACCGCCAUCAGGGCGGCGGCAAACAGCUACUGCCAACUCCUGGUUUCAGAGAGCGACAACAACGUCAAGCUGAUCAUCCUGGACCGGUUGCAGGAACUCAAGUCCAGCCACCGGGAGGUGAUGGUUGACAUGAUCAUGGACGUGCUGCGCGUGCUGUCCAGCCCCAACAUGGACAUCCGGCGCAAGACGCUGGACAUUGCGCUGGACCUGAUCACGCCGCGCAACAUCGACGAGGUCGUGCUCACGCUCAAGAAGGAGGUGGUCAAGACGCAAAACAAGGAGCUGGAGAAAGUGGGGGAGUACCGGCAGAUGCUCGUGCAGGCGAUUCACAACUGCGCCAUCAAGUUCCCCGACGUCGCCAGCAGCGUGGUGCACGUGCUGAUGGACUUCCUCGGCGACAGCAACACGGCAUCGGCGCUCGAUGUGGUCUUCUUUGUGCGCGAGAUCAUCGAGACCAACCCCAAGCUGCGCGAGUCCAUUGUGACGCGCCUCCUCGACACCUUCUCCCAGAUCCGCUCCGCACGCGUCUGUGCGUGCGCGCUGUGGAUCAUCGGCGAGUACUGCCAGUCGCUGCCCGAGGUGGAGUCCGGCCUCAGCACGAUCAAGACCUCCCUCGGCGACCUCCCCUUCUUCACCGAGGAAGAGGCCCCCGCCGAGAACAACGAGAGCAAGCCCGCGCCGACGUCCGUCACGCCCGUCGUGUCGUCCAAGCGUCCGGCGGUCCUCGCAGACGGUACGUAUGCCACCCAGAGCGCUGCGGUGGAGCUCGCGGCCGUUGCGCCGACCACGACGUUGGCGGCGGCGGCAGCCGCGGCGGCGAACCUCCGGGCGCUGCUUCUGACGGGUGACUUCUUCCUGGGGUCGGUCAUUGCGACGACGCUCACGAAGCUGGUGCUGCGGUUAGAGGACCUGCAUGCUUCCAAGGUCGCGAUCAACAAGGCGACCGCGGAGGCGCUCCUGUACCUCGUCUCCAUCCUGCGGCUGGGCGAGUCCACGGCUCUCCCCCACCCGAUCGACGACGACUCCCGGGACCGCAUCACGCUCGCGGUGCGCAUCCUGUCGAGCCCGAGUGACGUCAUGCGGCUCGUGUGGCUCAAGUACUGCCAGGACAGCUUCCGCAAGAUGAUUGUGGAGAAGCAGGCGCGCGAGACGGAGGAGUCGCGCGCCAAGCAGGCUGUCGCGUCCGCGCAGCCGGAUGACCUCAUCGACUUCUACCACCUCAAGAGUAGGAAGGGCCUGAGCCAGGUGGAGCUGGAGGACGAGGUGCAGAACGACCUGAAGCGCGCGACGGGCGAGAUCUCCAAGGAGAGCGAGGGCAUCCGCAAGCUCAACCGGGUGCUGCAGCUAACGGGCUUCAGCGACCCCGUGUACGCAGAGGCCUACGUCACUGUGCACCAGUACGACAUCGUGUUGGACGUGACGGUGGUGAACCGGACGAGCGAGACGCUGCAGAACCUGUGCUUGGAGUUGGCGACCAUGGGGGACCUCAAGCUGGUGGAGCGGCCGCAGAACUACACGCUCGGGCCGGAGGCCAGCAAGCAGAUCCGGGCCAACAUCAAGGUGUCGUCCACGGAGACAGGUGUCAUUUUCGGGAACAUCGUGUACGAGACCACGGGGAGCGCACUGGAGCGCAACGUGGUGGUGCUUAACGACAUCCACAUCGACAUCAUGGACUACAUCUCGCCUGCCACGUGUCAAGACGUGGCCUUCCGGAACAUGUGGGCCGAGUUCGAGUGGGAAAACAAGGUUGCGGUGAACACGUCCAUCACAGAGGUUUCGCAGUUCUUGGAGCACAUCGUCAACUCGACCAACAUGAAGUGCUUGACGCCUCCGUCUGCUUUGGAUGGGGACUGCGGCUUCUUGGCGGCGAACUUGUAUGCAAAGAGUGUGUUUGGCGAAGAUGCCCUGGUCAACGUGAGCGUAGAAAAGCAGCCUGAUGGGAAGCUGGGUGGGUACAUCCGGAUUCGUAGCAAGACGCAAGGUAUUGCCUUGAGUCUGGGAGACAAGAUCACUCUCAAGCAGAAAGGCUAGUCGCUGAGUCCAGCAAUCUGGGGAGAGCAGUACUGCACCAUUGAAACGGGGUCUGUUUCUUGGAAUGAAGUCGAGCUCCUGCAGAUAUUCCAUUGUUAAGCACACUGCUGCAGAUUCUGCAUGCAUUAUGAGUCAUGACGGCCCGCC
Messenger RNA from Klebsormidium nitens, 3339 nucleotides. NCBI's taxonomy places the organism in Eukaryota, Viridiplantae, Streptophyta, Klebsormidiophyceae, Klebsormidiales, Klebsormidiaceae. The record is from the annotation of a GenBank genome assembly.